This is a messenger RNA of Parus major (Great Tit), 3584 nucleotides long. RefSeq names its product chloride voltage-gated channel 1 (gene CLCN1). The transcript is spliced from 23 exons. Gene Ontology annotation, biological process: transmembrane transport; chloride transport. Gene Ontology annotation, cellular component: membrane. Lineage: Eukaryota; Metazoa; Chordata; Aves; Passeriformes; Paridae. The record is from RefSeq and is a predicted model, not a curated record. Bases 158 to 3211 code for a protein of 1017 amino acids. Gene Ontology annotation, molecular function: voltage-gated chloride channel activity.
AGGAGGGGCAGAGAGAAAGAGAGUGCAGGAGCAGGACAUGUUGGAGUGGUCUGAGGAGAGAGAGAAAGGAAGGAUCAGCAGAGAAUGCGGAGGCCAUGCUCUCUGCCAGAGCACCAGGUGGUUCUAGGUAAGGCCCAGAGCAGCAACUCAGUCAGGGAUGAGCGUGAGGAGCAGUAUGGAGAGCUCGGAGCGCAGGACGCAGGAGCCCAGCUCGAAGCCAGCUUUGUGGGGGGGCACACCUCAGUACGACUAUGUCUGCUUUGAGAAAUGCACCCCUUACGGGAUACCUGUGGAGGCAGGACACGAGGCCGGGGCGACCGGGGACGACCUGCGCUCCCCGGAGAACUCCCGCAGCUACCCACAGCUUUAUGGCCGAUACACAGACCAGAUAACAGAUAACAUUUCAGACAAGGAAGCAGCAAAACUCCUGAAGAAACAGGCCCAAAGGAACCAUGGAAGACCCCUGAAACGUGACAGUCAAGUACAGAUCAAAGAAGAGCACUAUUCCAAAUGUCAAGACUGUGCUAAACGCAUCCAGAAAUAUGUUACCAAGAAGCUUGGAGAGGACUGGAUUUUCUUGGUUCUCUUGGGUCUGGUCAUGGCGUUGGUGAGCUGGGGAGUGGAUUAUGCCAGUGCAAAGACCGUACAGGCCUACAAGUGGACAUACAGAGCGCUGCACCCGAAUGUCCCUCUGCAGUACGCGGUGUGGGUUGCCUUCCCACUCGGCCUUAUUCUGUUUGCGGCCAGUUUCUGCCACUUCGUCUCUCCACAGGCUGUUGGGUCUGGGAUCCCAGAGCUCAAGACCAUUAUGAGGGGAGUGGUCCUCAAGGAGUAUCUCACUCUCAAAGCUUUUGUGGCCAAAGUUGUGGCCCUCACAGCUGGGCUUGGAAGUGGCAUGCCUGUGGGGAAAGAGGGUCCUUUUGUGCAUAUUGCCAGUAUCUGUGCUGUGGUACUCAGCAAGUUCAUGUCGAUCUUCUGUGGGGUGUAUGAGCAUGCCCGUCUCUGGCUGCACUCCCUGUUCCAGAAUGCGCAUCGGCAGCUCGACCUCCCGGUGCUGGCUUGCACAGUUGGAGUCGGAUGUUGCUUCAAGGCUCCUCUUGGAGGGGUUCUUUUCAGCAUUGAGGUCACCUCCACUUACUUUGCUGUGCGCAAUUAUUGGAGAGGCUUCUUUGCAGCUACCUUUAGCGCCUUCGUCUUCCGAGUCCUUGCUGUCUGGAACAAGGAUGCAGUUACCAUCACAGCCCUGUUCAGAACAAACUUCCGUAUGGAUUUCCCCUUUGAUCUGCAAGAGCUGCCGGCAUUUGCUAUAAUAGGCAUAUGUUCUGGAUUCCUUGGAGCCUUUUUUGUUUAUCUCAAUCGCCAAGUGGUCCUGGGCAUCCGACGUCAUAAAGCUCUGAGCCAGUUUCUCACCAAAUACCGACUGGUAUACCCCGCGGUUAUAACCUUCUGUAUAGCGUCUGUGACGUUUCCUCAUGGAUUUGGGCAGUUCAUGGCAGGAGAGUUGAUGCCACGGGAAGCCAUCAGCACUCUUUUUGAUAACUAUACCUGGAUCAAACACUCUGGAGACACGCAGAUCCUAGGGAAGUCUGCUGCCUGGAUCCAUCCAAAAGUCAGCGUCUUUGUCAUCAUCCUGCUCUUCUUCCUUGUGAAGUUCUGCAUGGCUGUUAUUGCCACCACGAUGCCAAUCCCCUGUGGAGGCUUCAUGCCUGUUUUCGUACUAGGUGCUGCAUUUGGACGUCUCAUUGGGGAAAUCAUGGCAUCACUUUUUCCCAACGGGAUCCUCUUUGAUGACAUUCUUUAUCAAAUCUUACCUGGAGGGUAUGCUGUCAUUGGUGCAGCAGCUUUGACAGGAGCGGUGAGCCACACCGUCUCCACCGCUGUCAUCUGCUUCGAGCUGACGGGUCAGAUCUCUCACAUCCUGCCCAUGAUGGUGGCUGUCAUUCUUGCCAACAUGGUGGCCCAGAGUUUGCAGCCCAGCCUCUAUGACAGCAUCAUCCAGGUGAAGAAGUUGCCCUACCUGCCAGACCUGGGCUGGAAUCACAUAAGCAAAUACAAUAUCUUUGUUGAGGACAUUAUGGUCCAAGAUGUGAAAUUUGUUUCCUCCAACUGUAAAUUCCGAGACUUGCAAGCGGUACUCCAAAGCACCACAGUGAAAUCUUUGCCUUUGGUGGACUCUCCAGAGUCCAUGAUCCUCCUGGGGUCUGUGGAGCGAUCAGAACUGCAGGCUCUCCUCCAGACACACCUCAGCCCGGAGCGGCGACGGCUCCUCAACAGAGAAAUGCAGCAGAAGCUGAAUGAGGCACCCUACGAUGGACCCUGGGCAAACCUGCCAAAGCUGAAGCACGAAUCUUUUGCUUAUGUCGAUGAGGAUGAGGAUACAGAGGAGAAGGGAGAGCUGCCUCGGCCUCCAAGUCCCACUCCCAGCUACCCAGAGGAGCCAAAUGGCCCAACAAGUGCUCUUAAACAAAUGCCUGAAACCUUGGAGUCCCAGCAACACUCAGGCAGUUUCAGGAGUCUGAGGCAACUGAUCCAGCAGCUCUUGUGCCACUGCAGCCGUCCACAUGAAACAGAGAGCACCAUCCAGGAGUCAGUGGAAGUCAUUGAGACAAUGACGCCAGAAGAGAUAGAUGCUUGGGAACAGGAGGAGCUGAACAAGAACGUGUGCUUUGACAGCUGCCGCGUAGAUCCCUCCCCUUUCCAACUAGUGGAGAGAACUUCCCUGCACAAGACGCACACCUUGUUCUCCCUGCUGGGCCUCAGCCACGCCUACGUAACCAGCAUGGGGAAGCUGAGGGGAGUGUUGGCUUUGGAAGAGCUCCAGAAGGCAAUAGAGGGUUCCACCCGCUCUGGGGUUCGUCUCCGACCACCCCUUGCCAGUUUCCGUGACAUCAACCGGACUUCCACCAACACUAAGGUCGGGCAGGGCGCUCAGGCGUGGAGCCGGGAAGACGACAGCACGCUGGCAGCACAGCAAGCAGCAAACCUGGACACUGAGAGCCCUCUGCCUCCCUGCUCGCACUCCCCACAGCCCUCACACUCACAGGAAGAGGGGGAAGUCCCCAGCUCCGCUUACGCCACAGAUACUGAGCUGGAAGAGAUGGAACUGACAGGGCCAGUUGCUGAAAACAUCUCAGACAUCCUCAAGGACAUAAACCUACGCACCACUGACCUGGAUGAAGAUGAGGAUGAGGAUGAGGAUGUAGCCAUAUAGCUGGUGUGAGGGAAGCAGUCCAUCACACUCUUCAGUGAGCCAGUCUUCUUGCGUUUGCUCCUCAAAGAGAAGCUUUUGGAUGUUCCUUGCUAUCCCCACAGAGGGGUGAUUCAGCUGGGAGGAGGGACAUCAGGCUGACCCUCUCUCCUGACGCUUUCCCUCUGUGCAGACUGUUAGGCUGCUGGACUAUUCGGGCGCGUGCAGGUGUCGGAUGUGGACCGCGAGGUGCCUGAGUGCAGGCUUACGAUGCCCAGGCUCCUGCCACGGCAGAGCACACUGUAACAGGACCUGGAUACUGCUGGACACAGUCAGGAUGCUCGGGGUCAAUCCGCCACGUGGAAAGUGCAGGAGGAUCAGUUCUCACUCACCACCG